Molecule: messenger RNA, 2318 nt
Organism: Tachysurus vachellii
Lineage: Eukaryota; Metazoa; Chordata; Actinopteri; Siluriformes; Bagridae
Exons: 9
Coding region: 77-1870 (597 amino acids)
Cellular component (GO): plasma membrane
Molecular function (GO): transmembrane signaling receptor activity
Source: RefSeq, a predicted model, not a curated record
AAGAAGUUCACUUAAACAUUUCCCCGUGUGCUGGAAAGAGCAAAAGAAGAGUAGAAGUGAAUUGAAGCUUCUUUCCAUGAUGAAAAGCCUCCUCAUAUUUACCCUCUCCCUAAUAUCAGGUCCAGUGGCCUGUGUUAUGACUGGCUACACAGGAGGAAGCGUCCUUAUAAUAUGUGAUCUAAUAUGGGGUUCAGGAUUUAGUACAUAUAUUUGUAAGCUGGGAUACAUAUCAUGCACAGAUAUAAUACGUACUAACACCACAGAGAACUCUGUUCAAGAGGGAAGAUUCAAGCUGUAUGAAAACAGUAAUGGAUUUUUGAGAGUGUUAAUCAGGAGGCUGAAGCCACAGGAUGCUGGAGUGUACAGAAUAGGAGUAGAGGAUCAGACGCCCAUUGAUGUGAAACUGACUGUUCUUAAUGAUUCUUGUUGUGAUGGACCAAAAACAGUGAAUGUUUUUCCUGGACAGAAUAUCAGCAUCAUCUCUAACUAUCCUGUGGUUUACAACAGAGACUACAAGUUUAUCAUGAAACUUGAAAAUGGCAGUGUUUCUAAUGCCUUUCUAGAUACUUUUAAUGUACCCCAGAACAACAGGUUCUCCAUUUCUGAUGACAGCAUUGCUAAAGUUCUCAGUAUGAACAUCAGUCAUGUGACAGAAGCCGAUGAUGGAGUUUAUUUAUAUGGAAUCUUCAACAGAAAGAACUCAAUCCAGUAUUAUUCCUUCUUCAGAGAGAUUCAUCUGCAUGUUAAAGAGCAAAAGAAGAGUAGAAGUGAAGUGAAGCUUUAUUCCAUGAUGAAGAUCCUCCUCAUCUUCACCCUCUCUCUAAUAUCAGGUCCAGUGGGCUGUGUUAUGACUGGCUACACAGGAGAAAGCAUCGUUAUAAUAUCUGAUCUAAAAUGGGGUUCAGGAUUUAGUACAUAUAUUUGUAAGAAAGGAAGCAUAUCAUGCACAGAUAUAAUACAUACUGACACCACAGAAAAUUCUGUUCAAGAGGGAAGAUUCAAGCUGUAUAAAAACAAUAAUAGAUUUUUGAUAGUGUUAAUCAGGAGGCUGAAGCCACAGGAUACUGGAGUGUACAGAAUAGGAGUAGAGGAUCAGACGCCCACUGAUUUGGAACUGACUGUUCUUAAUGAUUCUUGUUGUGAUGGACCAAAAACAGUGAAUGUUUUUCCUGGACAGAAUAUCAGCAUCAUCUCUAACUAUCCUGUGAUUUACAACCAAGACAUCAAGUUUAUCAUGAAACUUGAAAAUGGCAGUGUUUUUUAUGCCAUUCUAGAUACUCUUGAAAAAUCCCAGAACAACAGAUUCUCUAUUUUUGAUGACAGCAUUGCUAAAGUUCUCGGUAUGAACAUCAGUAAUGUGACAGAAGCCGAUGAUGGAGUUUAUUUAUAUGGAAUCUUCAACAGAAAGAACUCAAUCCAGUAUUAUUCCUUCUUCAGAGAGAUUCAUCUGCAUGUUAAAGAAUCCUCUGUUAACACCACAAUCAUCAUCAUCAUCAUCAUCAUCAGUGUGUGUGUGCUGUUGAUUGGAGGAUUUACACUGUUGCUGAUCUACAAGCUGAGACACAAGGGGACACAAGGUUCAAGACCUUCAUCCCAAGACAAUGAACAUGCUCCUUCUGUUCAUGAGAACAACCUGCCUAAUUUACCCACAUAUGAAAACUUGAAAAUAAAAAUAAGAUCGAAUGAGCAGAAUCUGGGUUCAUCUACAAACCAGUCUGAUUCAACGUACCAAACACUGGACCCACUGACCAACCAAUCAGAUUCAAGCUACAUGUCUCUGAGUAACACCGCCGACCAAUCACAUUCACAUUACCAAUGUCUGAAUGCUAGAACUCAAAUGAACUCAGUUUACCAGACCCUUCAUUCUUAAUGCUAUCAUUUUUUAUUCUUUUCAUUAUGAUGUAAAGUUAUUAAUUAAAACAUAAUUGUUGCAUAAAUUUCUUUUGUAUUAGUUUCAGCAUGUUGCUAUCGGAAAAUACUCACCUCAGGGUGUUAAUAUUUACGCCUAAUAACUGAUUAUUUACCAAUAACAGCACACUUUACUGUGUUUUAUUUUAUACUUACCACAUUGCUUUUUCUUUUUCUGUGUUAUUAUGUUAACUGUGUAACCUUUAAAAAGUUAUUUAAUGUGAAAACAAAUGCUGUAAAUAUCAUCUAUAUGUGAAUGAAAUGUUGGUGACGUGGUGAAAUGGUUUAACUGACCAUUGUGAGUUGGUGAAGAUUGUAUCAUAACACCUGAGUGAAAGUUUUUAUUGUGUACAUGUCAGUAUUAUAAGUGUAUUUGCAUAUGAAGUGAAAUUUGACUGCAAAUUCAAAUA